Epinephelus moara (kelp grouper) is the source of this 1963-nucleotide messenger RNA. It is a transcript of the gene alp3, whose product is annotated as alkaline phosphatase 3. Lineage: Eukaryota; Metazoa; Chordata; Actinopteri; Perciformes; Serranidae. Gene Ontology annotation, biological process: dephosphorylation. The transcript is spliced from 11 exons. Bases 39 to 1664 code for a protein of 541 amino acids. The record is from RefSeq and is a predicted model, not a curated record. Gene Ontology annotation, cellular component: plasma membrane. Gene Ontology annotation, molecular function: alkaline phosphatase activity.
GAAGGUUAGACGAGCGCCUGCACAGCCCGAACGUGGCCAUGGAGUUGACUAAAGUGACCGUCUCGGCCUUCUUUCUGCUGCUGGUGGCGUUUGGAUCAUCCAGUGCCAAAGUUGAGGAGGAGAACCCAGAGUUCUGGAGGUCACAGGCCCGGAAGACUUUGCAGUCAGCGUUGGACAGGAAGCUCAACACCAAUGUGGCCAAGAACAUCCUGUUUUUCCUCGGAGAUGGAAUGGGAAUCACAACAAUCACUGCGGCUCGUAUCCUCAAGGGACAGCUGAAGAACCAGACAGGAGAGGAGACAGUGAUGACCAUGGACACCUUCCCUAAUGUGGGACUAGCUAAGACCUACAGUGUGGACUUCCAGAUCCCAGACAGUGCAGCCACGGCCACAGCAUAUCUGUGUGGAGUGAAAACUAACCUGAACACCAUCGGAGUCAGUGCAGCAGCUCGCAACGGAGUGUGCAAGACUCAGAAGGGCAACGAGGUCACGUCCAUCCUGAAGUGGGCCAAAGAUGCAGGUAAGUCUGUUGGCAUUGUUACGACCACACGGGUGCAACACGCCACCCCAGCAACCACCUACGCCCACAGCGCCAGCAGGAAGUGGUACAGUGAUGCUGACAUGCCCGACUCUGCCAAGAGGGACGGCUGCACCGACAUCGCCUCCCAGCUCGUCAAAAACACUGACAUAGAUGUGAUCAUUGGAGGUGGCAGGAAGUACAUGACCCCGAAGGGCACCAAGGACCCAGAGUAUCCCAGGGAUUACUCCAGCAGGGGCAAAAGAAAGGACGGACGCAACCUCAUCAAUGAGUGGCAGAGCAUGAAAGUUGGAAAGGUAGCCCGCUACGUGUGGAAUCAAACAGACUUCAGCGCUGUUGACCCUGAAACCACAGACUACCUCAUGGCUCUGUUUGAACCUGGUGAUCUGCGCUUUGAGGCAGAGAGGGACCCAAAGAUGGACCCGUCCAUCGUCGAGACCACAGAAAAGGCCAUUCGCAUCCUCCAGAAAAACCCGAAAGGCUUCUUCCUGUUAGUGGAGGGUGGGCGUAUCGACCAGGCUCACCACGCCGGCCGGGCGUACAUGGCGCUACAUGAGGCAGUUGCUUUCGACUACGCCAUCGCUAAGGGACUUGAGCUCACCAAAGAGCAUGAGACUCUCACCAUAGUGAUGGCUGACCAUUCCCACCCUAUCUCCUUCAAUGGAUACCCAUUCCGUGGGCAGAGCAUUCUGGGUAAAUCUCCGCUGUGGGCGUCAGACGUGUUGCCUUACACCACACUGAUGUAUGGAAACGGACCUGGACACAAAAUCACCAACGGCAAGCGUCCGGACAUCCGCGAUGUCAACACCAAAACUAAAGACUACGUCCAGCUGGCUGCCGUCCCCACAGAAUCGGCCACCCACAGCGGGGAGGAUGUGGCAGUGCUCGCCCGCGGACCCAUGGCCCACCUCUUCCAGGGUGUCCAUGAGCAGAACUACAUUGCCCACGCCAUGGGCUAUGCUGCUUGCGUGGGCGCUGACCUGAGGCACUGCCAGGGGCAAACUGAAGCACCUGCGGUUCACACCACCUUCACCGACAACAGGAACGGAGCCGUGGCAGCUCGUGGCUCAGCCGCUCUGCUCAGUAGCCUUCUCAGCGUGCUGCUGGCACUUACAGUACUGAUGUAGGUUGGCUGUUCCUGGUGAUCCCUAUUGAUCGCACUCCACUUUUCACAUCAGGGAGGUCAGAGGUCAGGGGCAUAGAGGCGUGAGCAGGGAUGGAGGUGAACCCUUGAACCAGGGUUAUGUUGCCUGUAGCAGAGCAUCUUGUUAAGACAGAAUUCAGUCAUUAGAGGCCACAUACUAAAAUAUAGAGUUUUCCUGGUUUUACAAAGGCAGAAAAAACUAACUGUCUAGGUUUAGAUACAGAAUGUGCUGAUGAAAGAAAAUGACCUCCAACACUACAUUAAAAAACCUACUGAAUGUAA